AUAACAGUGAUAAAAAAUGCUUUGAGAUGCUGAACGGUACAGCGGACACUGGAGCCGUGUCGCUCCAAUCAUCACCAGUGAAAGUCUCGCCAUCAUCCGUGAAGGCAUCUCCUAGUCCAGUAAAGGCGUCACCGAGCCCCGUAAGGGCACCAUCAUCACCCCUAAAGUCCUCUUUAUCCCCAAGUGGGAGACAGAGGUCACCCAGAAAAUGCCAAUUUGCUGCGCCCGCUGAUGACUCAAAGGAUAAGUGCGGGACAUCAUGGCUCUGUCGUAGAGGUGCCGGAGUGGAUGGCAACGCUAGUGUGGAAGCACCAGGGCCGAGUGCACCCUUGCAACAGGCUUGCGAGGAGACUGCCCCACCACCAAAGAACUGCUUCCGACUAGUAAUGUUGGGGUCAGCACGAGUCGGGAAGACGUCCCUUGUGGCCCGUUUCUUGGGGAACAAGUUCGAGGAUAGCUACACACCCACUAUCGAGGACUUUCAUCGCAAAUUGUAUAGAAUUCGAGGUGAAGUCUACCAACUGGACUUAUUGGACACCUCGGGAAAUCACCCAUUCCCUGCGAUGCGGCGACUUUCCUUCUUGACUGGCGAUUUAUUCGUACUAGUAUUCGGUAUGGACUGUCGAGAAUCUUUCGAGGAGGUGAUACGGUUACGUGAGCAAAUCCUAGAGACCAAGGCUAGUGCGAGCAGCGGCAACUGUCGUGGACGUAGGCAAGCUCCGAGGGUACCUAUGGCCAUCGCAGGCAACAAAUGUGACAGGGAACUCAGAACAGUGCAAGCGGAGGAAGCGACCGCCUACUGUGCAACUCAAGACUCCGCCUGCGUUUUCAUGGAAACUUCGGCGAAGAAAAACUUUCACGUUGACGACUUAUUCUAUGAACUCUUCGUAGUUGCUAACUUACCUUUAGAAAUGGCUCCUAAUCAUCAUAAAAGAGUGAACGCCGCAUUCGGGAGCCCCUGUACAUUACCCCCCACCAGUAGCCAAAGUAGUAGAAGUAAGAAAUGUACUCUAUCUAUUAAAAGAAGACUGUCAGAUGCGUGCGGAGUAGUUGCCCCUAAUGUAAGACGGCCGAGUAUUAGAACAGAUCUGAUGAUAAUGAGAACGAAGACGUGUGCCAAAGGCGAGGGAGACGGAGUCGGUGGCAGCCCCAAGCUCAAUUUGAAUCGUCUUGUAAGGUCUAACGCACAAACUGACAAAAGAUCGUGUAUUAUCCAGUAA
Molecule: messenger RNA, 1220 nt
Organism: Pieris brassicae (large cabbage white)
Lineage: Eukaryota; Metazoa; Arthropoda; Insecta; Lepidoptera; Pieridae
Product: GTP-binding protein Rhes
Exons: 4
Coding region: 27-1220 (397 amino acids)
Molecular function (GO): GTPase activity; GTP binding
Source: RefSeq, a predicted model, not a curated record